AUGUCUAGACAAGCUCAUGCACUACUUUCACUACUCCUACUGGCAACAUGUGCAGCAACCGGGGCGGAUGCGCCACCACCGCCCUUCCCGACCAUCCCAAGCCCAUUCCCGCCAGGGACCCCAAGCCUGCUGCCACCCGGCAUCCCAGGUCUAUUCCCUCCUGGGAUUCCAGGGCUUUCUCCUCCGGGAACCCCGGGUGAGGUAGCAAAGUGCUGGUCUUCACUUCAGAACAUUCCAGGGUGUGCAUCGGAAAUUUAUACCACAAUCUUGACCGGUAAAUUUGCACUAGGCCCUGCUUGUUGCAAGGCUUUCAUCGAAGUUGAUCAGAAUUGUUUGCGGAAGUUGUUCCCGUUGUUUCCUUCAAUUCCUGCAUUCCUCAAGAGCAGCUGUGCUACUGCUGCUGCUCCUAACGCAGCUGGAUCAAGGCAGUAG
Molecule: messenger RNA, 432 nt
Organism: Pyrus x bretschneideri (Chinese white pear)
Lineage: Eukaryota; Viridiplantae; Streptophyta; Magnoliopsida; Rosales; Rosaceae
Exons: 1
Coding region: 1-432 (143 amino acids)
Biological process (GO): regulation of protein localization to cell surface; double fertilization forming a zygote and endosperm; regulation of double fertilization forming a zygote and endosperm
Cellular component (GO): extracellular region; vesicle
Source: RefSeq, a predicted model, not a curated record